UGUGAUGUUUCUUCCGUUACUAGACGCGGAGUUCCCGCGAGAUUACAGCAAACCACAACUUCCGAUACCGCAAGCAGUUAGCAACAGCUACAGUGCAGAAAGCUCUCAUGGGAGCACAUGAAGAGGACUCUGUCCUGCUGCAGACUUUGACAAGGCCGUCAGUUCUUCACCAAGUACAUAUUGCAGGAACAUGGAGAAAAUGUCACGGGUCACCACCGCCCUCAGCAGCAAUACCAUCAGUGGCCGAACUAUGUUCUGCCACCUGGACGCUCCAGCCAACGCCAUCAGCGUGUGCCGUGACGCCACGCAGGUGGUCGUGGCUGGACGCAACAUUUUCAAGAUCUACGGACUUGAGGAGGAGCAGUUUGUGGAGAAGCUGAAUCUACGCGUCGGUCGCAAGCCCUCCCUGAACUUUAGCUGCGCAGAUGUCAUGUGGCAUCAGAUGGAGGAGAACCUACUGGCUACGGCGGCCACCAACGGAGCCGUGGUCACAUGGAAUCUGGGAAAACCUUCUCGCAACAAGCAGGACCAGCUGUUUACAGAGCACAAACGCACCGUCAACAAGGUGUGCUUCCACCCCACGGAGGUUUACAUGCUGCUGAGUGGCUCACAGGACGGCUUCAUGAAGUGUUUUGACCUGCGCAAGAAGGAGUCUGUUAGUACUUUCUCAGGUCAGUCGGAGAGUGUGAGGGAUGUGCAGUUCAGCAUGAAGGAUUAUUUUACAUUUGCUGCAUCCUUUGAAAAUGGCAACGUCCAGCUGUGGGACAUCAGGCGACCAGACCGCUAUGAGAGAAUGUUCACGGCCCACACCGGUCCCGUGUUCUGCUGCGACUGGCACCCUGACGACAGGGGCUGGCUGGCCACAGGCGGUAGAGACAAGAUGGUGAAGGUUUGGGACAUGACCACCAACAGGGCCAAGGAGAUUUACUGCGUCCAGACGAUUGCCUCAGUAGCACGAGUUAAAUGGCGGCCUGAGAGGAAGUUUCAUUUAGCCACCUGCUCCAUGAUGGUGGACCACAACAUCUAUGUGUGGGACAUUCGCAGGCCUUUCAUUCCCUUCGCCACCUUCGAGGAGCAUAAAGAUGUGACCACUGGUAUUGUGUGGCGCCACCAGCACGACCCUCACUUCCUGCUUUCCGGCUCUAAAGACAGCACGCUCUACCAGCAUAUGUUCAAGGAUGCCACUCGUCCUGUGGACAAGGCCAACCCUGAGGGUCUGUGCUUUGGACUGCUGGGUGAUUUGGCCUUUGCAGCCAAGGAGAGUCUGAUCAGCAGUGACGCCAACAGAAAGCCGUACCCCGGAGGCGACCGCCGCUACCCCAUCUUUUUCUUCAAGAAGCCCGACCCGACAGAACAGUUUGCCCAUGUGUCCAGUGCUCUUACCGUCUUUGAGACAGACUUGGACAGUAACCGCAUGGACUGGUUUGUCAAGACGGCACAACUCUACCUCCUCAGCGGGAAACCGUUUGCUGAACUGUGUGAUCACAAUGCCAAGGUGGCACAAGAGCUCAAAAGACCUCAGGUUUCCACUACAUGGACCAUGCUGAGAAUUAUGUUCUCCGACCCAGCGAACCUCACCACACCCGGUCCAAACCACAACCUCAGUAAACUCGGCACCUUGCCUUUAAUGAACAGUUUCAGUAUGAAGGAAAUGGGUUCAGGGAUGGGCACAGAGAGCAGACUGGAGCGCAGUAAGGGUGACAGCAGGCAGGACAACAUCCACCUGGAGCCUGGGAACUCGCACAUCAGCAAUAAUAAUGAAGAAAAUGAGGAGACAGAAGGCAGCGACGGCCAGGCUGAGUAUAUGUUUGGCGAUGCUGAGCUGGACGACGACGACCUCUAUUCUGUGGAGCACGACAACCAAACAGAAGAGCAGGAGUACGCGCUGCCCCAGGAGGCCUUCCAGCUGCGCCACGAGAUCAUGGACAACCCAUCUGCUCCGGAGCACCUUCAGCAGGACAAGGCCGACUCUCCGCACGUCAGCGGCAACGAGGCCGAAGUCACCUGUCUGACACCCAUCGAGUCGUUCUCUCUCAUCUCCAUUUCCCAGCCGCUGUAUAGCCCGCAUCUGCCUGCCAGCUUCUUUUGCCCCAUUGUACGGGAGAUGCUGAGCCACUACGCCGAGCAGGGCGACGUACAGAUGGCCGUGUCCGUGCUCAUCGUCUUGGGGGAGCGAAUCCGUAAAGAGAUUGAUGACCUCACACAGGAGCACUGGUACAUGUCCUACAUAGACCUGCUGCAGCGUUUCGAGCUGUGGAACGUGUCUAAUGAGGUCAUCAAGCUGAGUACGUGCAGCGCCAUCACCUGCCUGAACCAGACGUCUACAACGCUGCACAUCAACUGCAGCAACUGCAAGCGACCAAUGAGCAAUAAGGGCUGGAUAUGUGACAGGUGCCACCAGUGUGCCAGUGUGUGCGCCGUGUGUCACCAUGUGGUGAAGGGACUGUUUGUGUGGUGUCAGGGCUGCAGCCACGGCGGACAUCUGGAGCACAUGAUGAACUGGCUGAAGAGCAGCGCUCACUGCCCUGCCGGCUGUGGUCACCUGUGUGAGUACACCUGAGCCAGUUCCAGCCACUCGUCACACAGCUGCUCCUCUGUGGGAGAGGGGAAAACACACCAGCCCGAAUCCCACACAAACACACACCACAGACAGACGAGAUGUCUACGUCCCUGAAGCCUGAAGCAUUUUGUCACUGUGGAAAGAAGGAUGGCUUUGAAAUGAGAUCAGGCCAGCGGUCUGAAGGAGGGGGAGGUUUCUGUGUGCUCUCCUGGACAGCCAUUCAAGAGCAAACACAAUCACAUGUGAAUUCAUAUUUGCAUCUGAACUGCUUUUUGAACUGCUGGUGGAUUUGUAUAAACAGAAGUUACAAAAGAUUAAAAAUUCACACUUGCUGCUUUUACAUUGUUUUUAAAUCCUGAAGGAGGAAAUGUUAGCUCAUCAUAAGUGGAUUGUUAAUGUUUGUACAUAAGGUUUAUUUUGAAGUACUGUAGAUAAUGUUGCAUUAAUUUAUAUUAGAGAGAUAAAUGACUCUAUAUUCAAGCGAUACAUUAAAGCAACACAUUUUGAAUUGACACCGAGUUGUCCUGGUCUGGUGUAGUCUGACAUUCACAAGAUAAAGCUUCACUUCCUUGCAGUACAUCUAAUCUCCGUCGAGCCGUGUGAGUAAAACGUCACGCUCGAGGGCACCUUACAGAAAGAACACUACUUAUUCAUUUUCCUCAAACACGCUUCGCUCUCAUGGGCCCAGAAAUCCCAGCUGGCAGCCUGCCAACGUCUCCAGCCUCCAGUCCAGCAGCUCCACAUAACGUGUGCUGCUCGGAGUAACAGUCGCUUGUCAUAGUUUGCAUAUCUCACUGCUGGUGUGAUACACAACAGAUAAGUGUAGGAGCCAACAGAGACAUCUCUGGUCCAGAUAAAGCUCAACAGAACUGCUCCACAAUGGGAGAAUUUUAAUAUUUAAAUUUAUAUCCCUGUGCUACUGGUUAGAGGUCUUUAUAUGGAAAUGAUCUCUGGGAGGUGCAGAAUGUUUUAUUAGUCCAGUCCUAAGUCUGAUUGUGUUUAUUUGGGCACAUUUACAUUUUGGAUGCUUCUAUUGUCUGCCAUUUAAAGUGUUAAUCAUCAACAGAGCAUCACUGUGGACAACCAGAGACCUUAUUUACUGAAGAUUCAGCUUGGUGUUUGACGCAUUCUAAAGCUUUCACAGAUUACAGACUAAUUAAAAAUGAUGUCCCAUCACAGCAGUAAAGUUAAAAUCAUAUGAUGUUAUUUGUACUUUGGGUGGUUAAAGCCAAAAGCUAAAUAUUAAAGUUGCACAGAUGCUAAGGAGACAAAUUAGUUCUUAAGAGAAAUCAGAACUUCAGCCAGCUGCUUAGAGUCACUUUUACGACACUGUAAAAACAGCGAUCAUCUUGUCUUCUUGACAUCUUGAGUCUCGGUAAUAAAUUAGUUGUUGAGUCAUUACUGAGAUGUACGAGCUGGAUGGAGUCUGUGCUCGCUGAAAAACCUGCAGGCCUGAGGCUGGUGUAUCUGGAUCAGCUGUUAAAGCUAAACUCAGCCAACACCCACAUUGUGCCAAGGUUGUUACUGUGCAGAAAGUGUCACCACAUUGAUUUACCGCCAAGGCCCCGGGCACAAUCGAGGAUUUUCAAAUGUACUCCAUGUGAGGACAUCCUGAAAAUCAAGAGGGGAUUCCCUGACCCCGAGGCUCAGCCUGCUCUGAACUACUUUACGCUGUAGUGACAGCAUUUUAAAUAUUGACCACAUUAAUAGUCAGACUAAACUGAACCGCCUGAUUAGAUCGAACAAUAUGCCUCGGAGUGUCACAAUCACAAAUCACAUCCAGGAGCAGAGACCAGCAAAGUUCAUUGUUGGUUUAAGAGGCAAAUUCUACAAUGUCUGAUGUAGUCUCAAAAAAAAAAUAAAAUAACGCAGAGCCUAAUGAGCACCACAAAUCUCAGUAAGAGGAAAAGAGGACAGACAAAUAUUUAGAUAUAUUACAAAGUAUUUUAAGCUGCCGGGUAUUCUUUCUCUUUCUUCUGUUUGUUCUGAUCAUUCUGCUCAUGUAUACCACUCUGGUUUUCUCCAGGCUCUGCUAACAUGAAUACUGAACAGUGCUGUCAUGAAAUUAUCAUGUGUGUUACAGAAUUCUUAGUUGGUAGAUGAAUGGAGCAAAUCUAUCAAAAGAUGUCUCUUAGAAGGAUGCUAUUCUUUAAAAUGUGACACUAAAAUAUCUUUACAUAAGAAAAAAGCCUCACCUGUUGCAUAUGUAAUACAAUUUUCAAUUUAAAAUCACAAUAAAAAAACGUGGCAUUUUAAAGAUUUCAGAAGAUUUCAUGGACUCUAUAGCAGGGCUCCAGACUAACUAUUUUCCUAGGUGGUCCCACAGUGGUCCCUAACUUAAAAUUUUAGGAGCGCAAGCAGAAAAUUGAGGGGCGCGCACCAGUGGCUGAUCUUCCGUUGGAAAUGUACAUUACUGAUACUCUGAUUUCUGACGCUCAGAACGCAACUUCGUUGUCCGAUUGCACCUGAAUGCACCAAUGACGUGAGUUUGAUCUUUUGAUUGUAUUUAAUUUGGAUUUGAAGAAGCUUUGAAGAGGUUUCCUGAUGCCAGAGGAGAAGAGGAGCAGCUUUGGACCUUAGCGGUAAGAAGACAGUGGCCGUUUCUUGGUACCGUAACUGUCUGUACUUGCGUUCUCAUGUACUCCUGAAAUGUCAUCAUCGAGACUGCAUCGGACCAGACUAGUGUGCAUAGAUAUGAAUCAGUAGAUAGAUAUACAUCUGUGACUGGAGCUCCGAGUGGACAGGAGGAUUUUAUUAGAGGAAGUCAGACAAAGUCACACAGAGAAACAUUAGACUUCACACUGAAACAGAGCUACAGCUCUGUGUCUUGGACAGGAUUUAUUUUAAAAGCUACAUGUGUGAGGGUAAUAAUCCGUGCCAUAGUACACCUCAUUAGCACUUCCGGUCACUCCAUGGAUGCUGUUGUCCGUAUGUAAUGUGGAUUAAUUUUUCAUUUAAGACGAGAACAGAAAUAUU
This is a messenger RNA of Acanthochromis polyacanthus (spiny chromis), 5536 nucleotides long. It is a transcript of the gene wdr24, whose product is annotated as WD repeat domain 24. Lineage: Eukaryota; Metazoa; Chordata; Actinopteri; Pomacentridae. The transcript has 11 exons. Gene Ontology annotation, molecular function: protein binding. Gene Ontology annotation, biological process: positive regulation of TOR signaling. The record is from RefSeq and is a predicted model, not a curated record. Bases 191 to 2560 code for a protein of 789 amino acids.